AUGUUUCCGCCUCCUGUGACCUGGGUUCCGCCCAACUGUGUAUUUGAAGUGGACGACAUUCUUCGCGACUGGACUUGGAAAGAACCGUUUGAUUUCAUCCACCUUCGUCUGUUACUGGGGGCAUUCACCCCCGAGGGGUGGGUUGAGCUGUACGAUAAAUGCUACCAGGCCCUAGCUCCAGGCGCUUGGAUCGAACAGAUCGAAUUAGACGUUCGCCUUUAUAGCGAUGACGGAAGUUUACACAAGGAUAGCUAUCUGGGCGGAUGGGGAGACAAUUUCAUCGGGUGCUCUGAGCGAAGCGGCCGUUCUCUCCUCACGCAAGAAACUAUGCGAGGGGCAAUGGAGAAGGCCGGUUUUGUGGAUACACACGAAACUGUAUACAAGAUACCAGUGGGGCCUUGGCCAAGGGACAAACUUCUCAAAGAGACAGGACGUCUUCAAUACCUCCACUGGACUACUGCUCUGGAAGGCUGGGCUAUGUGGCUUCUUACCAAGUUUGGAGCACCCUCACCCUGGUCCGCAGAUGAGGUACAGGUCUAUCUAGGCAAGGUUCGGUCCGAAUUGAGGAAUCCCCGAGCACAUGCUUUCGAAUAUGCUCGCCGUGUCUGGGCAAGAAAGCCCACCGAGGAUGAAUCAAAGGUGGCUAUCAAGGUUGAGCCUCAGAUUUAG
This is a messenger RNA of Penicillium olsonii, 669 nucleotides long. The record is from the annotation of a GenBank genome assembly. Lineage: Eukaryota; Fungi; Ascomycota; Eurotiomycetes; Eurotiales; Aspergillaceae.